GUGUUUGGCAAUAAGAUGGUCAUCCCCUCACUGGACGGUGCCUUGUUCCAGUGGAACCGGGACAGAGAGAGUAUGGAGGCAGUGCCUUUCAGCGUGGAGUCCUUGCUGGAGUCGUCCUACCGUAUCGGAGAGGACACCGUCCUGGUUGGGGGCAAAUCCCUAACUACCUAUGGUCUGGGGGCUUACAGCGGCAAGCUUCGGUACAUCUGCUCUGCGGUGGGCUGCAGCCACUGGGGGGAUACUAAUAAUGAGAUGGAGUCUGAAGACGUGCUCCUGCUGCAGAGGACUCAGAAGACCGUGCGAGCCAUCAGGCCCCGAUCGGGGAUGGAGAAGUGGAACUUCAGUGUCGGAAACUUUGAGCUGAAGCUUCUUCCCGAGGCUCAGUCUGGAAUCAACUUCCUGGAGGGAGAAGUGGCGAAUGGCGAUGCCUGGAGGGAGAGUCAGCGGGUCAUCACCGACGAACCGAAAGAGAGGGAGCAGGCGGAGAACCAGCAAAACCAGAAGCAGAAUCUGGACCUCGUCAUCAAAGUGUCAGUUCCUGAUUGGAAGGUCAUGGCCUUCAGCACCGAGCCUGAGGGACAGCUGGUCUGGGAGCGUCAGUUCUGCACGCCCAUCGCCUCGGCCUGGCUGGUGGGCGGUGGUAAAGUCACACCAAUCAGCCUGUUUGACGACACUGCCUACAGCAACCAGUCAGAAACUGAUGAGGAGGAGGAUAACGAUGAUCCGGAGAAGGCCAGGGGAACGGCAGAGUCCAGCGUGUACUUAGGGAUGUUCCAGGGACAGCUCUACCUCCAGUCCUCAGUGAGGAUCACUGAAAAGUUCCCCUCCAAAGCUAUCGGAUCAGAGAAGAGUAUAAUUCCACUGCCUACUGUCAAAUGGAAGCCUCUAAUCCAUUCCCCGUCUCGGACACCAGCCCUGGUCGGCUCUGAUGAAUUCGACAAGUGUCUGAAUAACGACAAGUUCUCCCAUGACGAAUACAGUAACGGAGCCUUGUCCAUCCUUCAGUAUCCAUACGACAAUGGCUACUACUUCCCCUACAGCAAGCGUUACAGAGAGAAGCGCGACAGUGCUGUUAGCCUGAUAAAGGGAAACGUGGCGGGGGGUGACAGUCGCAGGAGGAAGGACCCCGUGCUGCUGCUGCCUUGGUGGAAGGAGAUCCUCGGCACCAUCGUCUUCUGCAUCGCCGCCACCACCUACAUCGUCCGCAAGUUCUUCCACCCUCCCGCCCCUGUAGCCUACGUGAGGCAACGGAAAGAGUCGGAGACACAGUGCCAGACAGACAGCAAGUUUGACCUUGAGGUUGUCGAAUCCAAAGAGCCGGUUGCCAUGGAGACCCGUUCCAGCGAAUAUGUGUCCAGGUACCUAACCGACUUUGAGCCAGUGCAGUGCCUCGGCCGCGGGGGGUUCGGUGUUGUGUUUGAAGCACGCAACAAAGUGGACGACUGCAACUAUGCCAUCAAAAGAAUCCGCCUGCCCAACAGGGAGCUGGCUCGUGAGAAGGUGAUGCGAGAGGUGAAGGCUCUGGCCAAACUGGAGCACCCUGGGAUUAUCCGCUACUUCAAUGCCUGGCAGGAGAGCCCCCCCGAGGGCUGGCAGGAGGAGAUGGACAAGAGGUGGCUGAAAGACGCCAGUACCACCGACUGGCCAAUGAGCUUCCUCGACCACAUGGAGGCGCUGUCAGUCAAAGUGCCAGUGUCCAGCUCUGUCUCUCCUGUCUGUGGGCCGGAGGGAGACGUUCUGGAGGCCUCCACCGAUCCCCGAGCCUUGCUCUCCAGCAGUGCCGGUGGAUCCGUCAGUUUCAGCGUUGACGACGGAGACCUAUCCUUCCUCCCGCUCCUGGGCCACGACAGCGUGAUGUCUGAGAGGGACAGCCAGGCUGACCCCGACGCCUCGGACACCCCCCACUCCUUUGAGCUGUGCCCCCCGCGCGGCCCCAGUGACUGCACCUCCUCUUCCUUCGACAUAGUGUUCGAGGACUCGGGCUGCGACCGAGAUGCGGAGGCAGACACGGACUCGGCCUCCGGUGCAGCCAGUCCCAGCACGCUGACGGAGAAGAACAGCUCGUCUUCCUCGCACACCAGGCAACAGGAAUCCGCCCCGCCCUCUUCUUCCUCUCCCCCACGGCCAACCUCACUUACCUUGGCUCUCCCCACAACUCCUCCAACCCAGCGAGUCCAGCCUUCUCCCAAGGUGUACCUGUACAUCCAGAUGCAGCUGUGUCGGAAGGAGAACCUGAAGGACUGGAUGGCACAGCGCUGCCUCCCGGAGCAGAGGGAGCACAACCAGUGUCUGGAUAUCUUCCUCCAGAUCGCAGAGGCUGUCGACUUCCUGCACAGCAAGGGGCUCAUGCACAGGGACCUCAAGCCCUCCAACAUCUUCUUCACUAUGGACGACGUGGUGAAGGUGGGAGACUUCGGACUCGUCACGGCCAUGGACCAGGAGGAGGACGAUGACGAGCCGAGCGCCCUGACGCCCGCGCCGCUCCUCACCAGACACACGGGCCAGGUCGGCACUAAGCUCUACAUGAGCCCAGAGCAGCUUUCUGGAAACUCGUACUCGCAUAAAGUGGACAUUUACUCUCUGGGUCUGAUCCUGUUUGAGCUGCUGUAUCCCUUCAGGACCCAGAUGGAGAGAGUGAGGACGCUGACAGAGGUGAGGGCGCUGCGCUUCCCAGAGGUUUUCUCCAAAAACAAUGUUCAGGAGCUGAGCAUGGUGCGCAGCAUGCUGUCGCCGAGCCCCGGCGAGCGUCCUGAGGCAGCUGAGAUCACAGGGACUCCCCUCUUCCAGGAGCUGGAGCUGCCCUGCCGACUGGCCGUGAGGCAGCGCUCCCGCACCUACAGCGCCUCGUCUAUGGGCCGCCCCUCGCGCCAGACAUCGACUAACUGAAGAUCCCGUGACGCAAUAUAUAACCCCUGUCCCACACACCCCCCACACCAUCCCCCACCCCCCUGUUUCCCUGUCAUUCCCCUGCUGGUCUGCUGCCCAAGAGAAACACCUCAGCCCCCGUCACACACUGCCUCAGACAGAAUCACUUUAGAAGCCAAGUACAACGAAUGUGUGGGAAGUUAUCUCAGUGGCUUUAGAGCAGCAAGACAAAGUCCUGCACAGUGACCGAUCUUGGAGAAUACACAUGCCGUUACAUAUUCGCACACAUUAUGCUGCCCAAAAUUCCCAAUCAAUUUUAAUCACACUUACAAGUGUGAAUAUUUAAAGUAAAGAAUAAAGAAUAUUUUAAAAGCGACAGCUGUUCUGUAAUGUUCACGACCA
Molecule: messenger RNA, 3267 nt
Organism: Seriola dumerili (greater amberjack)
Lineage: Eukaryota; Metazoa; Chordata; Actinopteri; Carangiformes; Carangidae
Gene: eif2ak3
Product: eukaryotic translation initiation factor 2 alpha kinase 3
Exons: 16
Coding region: 16-2886 (956 amino acids)
Biological process (GO): protein phosphorylation
Molecular function (GO): ATP binding; protein kinase activity
Source: RefSeq, a predicted model, not a curated record